AUGGCAGGCGCCUACCUCGCAGCCGCAGGCAUCAACCUGGAUGAAGAGAUGUCCAAGAUCCAGUUCGGCGCUUCACCGCCUCCUCAGCAGUCCUCGUCACUCCUUGACGCUCCCCACGCCUCUCCGUCAUCAUCCACACCCCGUGCCCCCCUUUCCCGCGCCCUCACCAAGGUCCUUGGCGUCCGCCUCCCGCGUAAACCGCCAAAAACGUUCUGGGACGUCUCCAUAUCAGAGGGUAUGAUUGAGUCCAUAACGCCCCACUCCCCAGCCGCCCGUCUCGGCCUCCGGCCCAACUCCUCAGUCCUCGACGCCCACGAGGCACUCCUGGCACCAAGUCUCUGCCACGCACACAUCCACCUCGACAAGGCCUUCCUCCUCUCCGACCCCAAGUUCUCCGAUCUGGAAGUUACAGAUGGUUCGUUCGAAGAGGCAAUGACGCUCACCACGGCCGCGAAGGAGCGUUUCGACGAAGAAGACCUGCUCCGCCGCGGCAGGGCGCUGGUCUCAGAGUCCCUCGCCUUCGGCGUCACGGCCAUGCGCGCGUUCGUGGAAGUGGAUGGCACGGUCGGGAUGAAAGAUCUGGAUGCUGGGCUCAAGCUCAAGGCCGAGUUCGAGGGGCGGUGCGAGAUCCAGAUCAUCGCGUUUGCGCAGCUGGCGCUGUUUAGUGGGAGCGAUGGUGGAAACGAGGUGAGGAGGCUGAUGGGGGAGGCGGCGGGGAGGGAGGGGGUCGAUGGGGUGGGGAGUACGCCGUAUGUGGAGGAGGAUGGGGAGAGGGAGGGAGCGAAUCUGAGGUGGAUUUCUGACCUGGCAGUUGAGCAUGGCAAAAUGUUAGACCUGCACAUGGACUAUCAUGUCGAUGUCGAGAAGCAGCCGUUGGUUUGGGACGCGUUGGAGGUUCUUAGAGAAGCUGACUGGGACGGUAGACGAGGCAAGGGUGUUUGUAUGGGCCACUGUACGCGGUUGACUCUGUUUGUGGAGAGCGAGUGGACGAGGUUGAGGGAGGAGAUAGGGAGUAUGCCGGUUUCUUUUGUCGGUCUGCCAACUAGUGAUCUGUACAUGAUGAGGACGGAGGACGGCAGGAGGGGGACGCUGAACGUACCGGAUAUGAUCGAGAAGUAUGGUCUCCAAGCGGCCGUCGCUGUCAACAACGUUGGCAAUGCUUUUACGCCGCAGGGCAGUUCGGAUCCGUUGUCUGUGGCAAGUUUAGGAGUCGGACUGUACCAGGCAGGGACGAAGAAGGACGCGGACGUCCUCUACGAGUGUGUAUCCUCACGGGCAAAAGAGAUCAUCGGGCUCGCACACUCGAGUCUUGACCUGAAUCCUGGAGAGCCAGCGGACUUUGUGCUUUACGAGAGAGAAGAGGUAGCUUGGCGGACGAAGAAGAGCAUCGCGGAAGUGGUGUAUGAUCCGACGAGCAGGAGGAGGACGAUCAAGAGCGGACGCCUGGUGGCAUAG
This is a messenger RNA of Coniosporium apollinis CBS 100218, 1455 nucleotides long. RefSeq lists its product as uncharacterized. Bases 1 to 1455 code for a protein of 484 amino acids. Gene Ontology annotation, molecular function: hydrolase activity, acting on carbon-nitrogen (but not peptide) bonds, in cyclic amidines. The transcript is spliced from 2 exons. The record is from RefSeq and is a predicted model, not a curated record. Lineage: Eukaryota; Fungi; Ascomycota; Dothideomycetes.